Molecule: messenger RNA, 3500 nt
Organism: Pipra filicauda (Wire-tailed manakin)
Lineage: Eukaryota; Metazoa; Chordata; Aves; Passeriformes; Pipridae
Gene: GDF1
Product: growth differentiation factor 1
Exons: 3
Coding region: 1660-2751 (363 amino acids)
Biological process (GO): SMAD protein signal transduction; BMP signaling pathway
Cellular component (GO): extracellular region
Molecular function (GO): growth factor activity; cytokine activity
Source: RefSeq, a predicted model, not a curated record
UCUCCUGCCCUGGGAAGGGAAAAACCUCCUCUCCUGCCCCGGGAAGGGGAGCCAGAAGCCAGCCCUGCUCCAGCCGCCGGGCGAGGUGAUGAAGGGCACCUCGAGGUGAUGAAGGGCACCUCGGAGCCUUCCUCCUCCUCGGGAGGGGUCGCUGGCACGGAGCUGCCCACCCCGUGUCUGGGGCACAGGCGCUUCCCACGAGCAGCUCUGCCUGGAAAACCAGCCCUGGAGUGUUACUCCAGCCUCCUGUCCCGCCAGGGGAGAGCCAGGAGAGACUUGAUUUGCUUAAGAAACCUGUGUAGGUCUUAAGGGUCGCUUCAAAAACCAGUCCCAGUCCCUGCUGGAGGUCAAUGGACGCUCCCCCAGCACUGCCCACUCGCUCCAGGGAAGAACAAAGAAUUCCUGCUCCCUGUGUUGGUUUUCCAGGCAGCUCCAGCCUCGGAGGGUCCCCAGGCUGGGCUGGGGGUCCCUGUCCUGGGAAGCCCUGUGGGUUUUAGUCCCUCAGACCGAGCUGUCCCGUUGCUGCCCACCCUCAGCUCCCUGCUGGGGACAGGGCAGCGGAUCCAGGGCGUUAAUUCCAUGUUCUAAUUGCCGGGUUGGUUUUCCCGUGGUUGGUCUGUCGUGUGGACUCGGCUCCGGGCUCGUGGUGUGAGCCAGGGGGGGGAAAUUCCUGGCUGGGGCUGGUGGGAACUGUCCCAGGCUGUGGCAGGACCCGUCACCUCCUCCGGGCAGUGUCCAAGGGGCGUCUCAGUGCCAGGAAUCCUCGGCUUCCAGUGGGAUUUGUGGGAAAUGAAGGGACCUGCUGUCCCAGGACGGGCCGGAGCAGAGCUGGGACAGGGCAGGAUGGGGGGAAUGAGAGUCCCUGGUCACCACAGGGGGGGAUAAACUCGAUUUUACAGCGUUGGCUUUGAGCUGGUGGCCAGUUUUGUGGGGGGGGGUGAGGUGACAGCUCUGCUGUGAGGGCCAGGAAGGGACUGGGGGUGUGACAGGGGGGGACACGGGGACCCCUCUGCCCAACUGGGGCAGGGACCCCCCGGGCUGUGUGUCCUGAGGGCAGGGCACUGUGUGAGGCAAGACUUUGAUGGUUUGAUGUGCUUGGAGUUGAUGGCCUUGAGAGAGAAAGCGUGGGGUGCUGUGAUUGUGUCAAAAAGAGCUGAUUUGGGGGGAGGGAGGAAGGAGAAACCUGGCUCCGGGUCUACCCCUGGAUCCAGGGGGGGAUGUCUGUGGCACGUGGGGCUUCCCAGCAGCUUUGUGUGGGAAGAGCAGCCACCAGGGAUGGUUUGGUGUGGGAAGAGCAGUCCCUUCCCUGCCACCAGGGAUGGUUUGGUGUGGGAAGAGCAGCCCCUUCCCUGCCACCAGGGAUGGGUUUGGGGUGGGAAGAGCAGCCCCUUCCCUGCCACCACGGAUGCUGUUGUUGACCCUGGACGGUGUGGAGAUGUGGGAGAGGCUGUGGGAGCAGCACCAAGGGGUUAACAGGUCCCCGAGGGGGGGGGGGGAGCCUGGAGGGACUCACACCCUCUGCCCAAUCCCGGGAAUCCCUCUGUGCUAAUUGAGCACUAAGCAGAUCAAAGGCUCCAAUCAGGGAAUCAACACCCCCCUGGCCUCAUCUCCGGGUCCCCAGCCCGGGCUGCCCUUUGUCUGGAGAAGGAGAGCAGGGCAAUGUGGCUUCUCCCCAGCCUGGCCUGGGCUCUCCUGAGCCCCGUCCUGGGGUCGGAGCUGAGCGUGCAGGAGAGUUUGUUGUUGAAAUCCUUGGGCCUGAGCACCAAGCCCAGCCCGAAAACCCCCACCCCAGUGCCUCCCCUGCUCUGGAGGAUCUUCCAGAAGAGAAAGACGCCUCCCCCGAUGGACAAAGACCCCCUGGAUGCCUGUAGGGUGGAGGAAUUUAAUGUCCCCGGGAACAUCAUCCGAGUCCUCGCUGACCAAGGCCCCUUCAUGCCCGAGGAGCAGCCCCAGGGGUGGCUGUGCCUGCGGAAGCGCCUGUUCUUCAACCUCUCCGUGCUGGAGGAGGGCGAGCGCUUGACCAUGGCCCAGCUGGAGAUCAAAUUCCACCACAAUUCCUACCACCCCUCCCGCCAGGGGCAGGUCUUUGAGCUGAGGCUCUUCCAGACCCCCGAGGUGUCCCCCCCGGGGGUCCCCGAGCCCAGGCAGAGCCCGCUGGUGGAACAGUCCUUUGCUCAGCUGCACAAGUCCCUCCUCUUCAACCUGAGCGCGGCGGCGAAGGAGCGGAGGACGCGCGGCGGGAGCUUGGGAUUGAUCCUGGAGAUCUCGGUGGGCGUCAUCGGGGCUUUGGGAGCCCCGCGGGGCCUCUGCUCCGGCAUCGACUCCUUCCUGGACACCUCCCUGCUGGUGGUGACCCUGAGCCAGCAGUGCCAGGCCCCCCGGAGGAGGAGGAGGAGGAGGAGGAGGAGUGCCGGGCUGCCCCCGCUCACCCCGAGCAACCUGUGCAGGGCGCGGCGGCUCCACAUCAGCUUCAGCGACGUGGGCUGGGAGAACUGGAUCAUCGCCCCCCAGGGCUACCUGGCCAACUACUGCCGGGGGGAGUGUCCCUUCCCCCUGACGGCCGAGCUCAACAGCACCAACCACGCCGUCCUGCAGACCAUGGUGCACUCGCUGGACCCCCAGGGCACCCCCCAGCCCUGCUGCGUCCCCGUCAGGCUCUCCCCCAUCUCCAUCCUCUACUACGACAACAGCGACAACGUGGUGCUGCGGCACUACGAGGACAUGGUGGUGGACGAGUGUGGCUGCAGGUAGAGGGGGAGCAGGGGGGUGGCUGCCGGGUGGAACAACCCCCCCCGGGUGGUUCCAUCCCCUCCGUGCCGCCGUUCGGGGAGUUUCCCGUGGGUGCGUCGGGGGUCGGAGAGCUCUGGGGUGGCAGGAGUGAGUUGUGGUUUAGGGCUGAAGUUGUGAUUUAGGGCUGAAGUUGUGUUUUUUAGGGCUGGACUUGUGAUUUAGGGCUGAAGUUGUGAUUUAGGGCUGGACUUGUGCUUUAGGGCUGGACUUGUGCUUUAGGGCUGGACUUGUGCUUUAGGACUACCUGGGCGCUGGGCUGGGAUUAUGAUCAAGCCUGGUGCUGGUUUUCCAUUCCCUGCUCCACAGGGGGUGGCAGGACCAGGCUGUGAGUCCCAGACCCCCCCUGAGCUGUUGGUGCUUUGGGUUCCUUGGCUCGGCACCUUUCUCGGGGCACAAACGGCUUUUGGGGGUGAAACGGGGCUGGGGGGUCCCCGGGCGUGGCCGUGAGGGGAGGAGGUGACUGGUGCUGAGGGCACGAGCUCUGGGUGACCAAAUCCCACCCCCGGGGGGGAGGCAGAGCCCGGGGUGGGACACACGAGGUUUUCUCCCUGGCUGGGGGAGCUCAGCCCUGAGCUGGUUUUAUGGUGACAGGGUGGCUUGGGGGGCCAGAGGGGGUGGGGGGCCAAAUGCAACGGAGGUUUUGCCCCAAAAAAGCCCCCUGGGAGCUGCAGGAUGGACGCUGUGGCCGAGGGGGGGGCUGUGGGGGAGGG